AUGUUAACUGGAGAAAUUUCAAUGACAAAUGGAAAUGCAUUUGUCAAUAAUUAUAGUGUUAUUAAACAAUUAGAUUCUGUUCAUCAAAAUUUAGGUUAUUGUCCACAAUUUGAUGCACUUGAUUCUUUAUUAACAGCACGCGAACAUCUUUAUUUUUAUGCUCGUUUACGUGGAAUCAAGAGAAAGAAUAUUCCAUUUAUUACCGAACGUUUAUUAAAACGACUUGAUCUUACACUCUGGGCUGAUAGACCAGUAAAACAAUAUUCUAGUGGUAAUAAACGUAAAUUAUCAACAGCUGUAUCACUUAUAGGUAAUCCACCAAUCGUAUUUAUGGGUGUAAGUUUAAAAAUAAACUAUUUUCUAUAG
Rotaria sp. Silwood2 is the source of this 366-nucleotide messenger RNA. NCBI's taxonomy places the organism in Eukaryota, Metazoa, Rotifera, Eurotatoria, Philodinida, Philodinidae. The record is from the annotation of a GenBank genome assembly.